Centruroides sculpturatus (bark scorpion) is the source of this 3312-nucleotide messenger RNA. RefSeq lists its product as uncharacterized. The record is from RefSeq and is a predicted model, not a curated record. Bases 167 to 979 code for a protein of 270 amino acids. The transcript is spliced from 7 exons. Gene Ontology annotation, molecular function: protein binding. NCBI's taxonomy places the organism in Eukaryota, Metazoa, Arthropoda, Arachnida, Scorpiones, Buthidae.
AUUUGUUUCAGUACCUUAAAAUAUCACUAGGCCAAUGUUUUGCUAGAGGCGUGUGCUCUCAAUUGAGGUAACCAUAAACACUUGCUUUGGUUAACAAGUUGCUAAUGUGUAUGGAAAUUAUAAUAUAGGAUAGAAAACAAUUUUUAAAAAGUUUUGAUAGCUCAAAAUGUCUUAUUCACGAUCUUCGUAUCGUUCAUCAACAUAUAAAUACAGUGAAGGCAUAUCUGAUGAUUCUUUCACAAGAUCCUCUUUGACGUCAAGCACACGCUCUUCAACCGGCCUCGAUGAAUCGUCGAUUGGCCGAACUUCUCGAUUUACAUCAUCUAUUACCGGAAGUGGUUUGGAUGAUUUAACGUCGACCCGAAGAACAUCUCUUCGAGGUUCGAGAUUCGAUGACGACGACACAGGAUAUUCCAGUUUUAGAAGAACAUCCAGGACUUCUAGCAGAGGCGAUGACGACGAUUUAGGAUUAUCCUCAUAUCGACGAAGAACUUCUGGUCUUGCCGAUGACGAUGAUUCGUUUUCUUUCCGAAGAACGAAAAUUUCUAGUAGUUAUGAAUUAGAUGAUUCUGGCCAUUCUUUGAGAAGCAAACAUUUAUCCACCGUUGAAUCUUCUAGUGAUUCAGCUUAUUCUUCUUACUUAAAAUACGGUAGAUCGUUUCAGGAAUCGUCUACCGAAGAAGAAGUUGAAGCUAAGCCAGGAGAUAUAUUUGUUGCUGUUUUGGAUUAUGAUCCACCAAAAAGUGAUACUGAAGGCAUUCCACUCAAGGAAGGACAAGAAGUUGAAUGUCUUGAUACUUCAAAACCUCGAAGGUGGCAGGUAAAAACAAGACCAUGUGAAGUUUCUCAAGAAGUGAAAGAAGGCUGGGUUCCAUCAGCUUAUUUAGAGAAAAAAGCGGAUGCAGGUGGAAGUAUUACUGAUCCAAAAUUACUAGAAGCAAAAGCUAAACGAGAUUUUUGGAAGAAUUAUCAUCAAUAAAGAAAAGACUAAAUGAAUUGAAGUCUAGACAAACUCUUUUGGAUAAAGGUUUGUACGAAACCUGAUGGCAAGAAAAUGAGAUGUCAAAACUAUUGGAAGAUUCUCUGAAACUGAAGAACUGGUGAUGAACAUCACUAACUCAACACCGCAGUGUAUUAACAAAAACUUCAAACCUGUUACCAGUGUGUUCUCCCAUGAUGACAAAAAAACCGCAAAAAUAAAUAAAUAGUUCGUUACUAACGUUUUCAAGCCAAAAAAAGGUUCUUCUUCAGGUAACAUUGAAUUUCUGAUGGAAUGCCAAUCAAAGAAAACAAAUUUGAAAUUCGAACACGCGCUUCCUGAUUAAACUUUCUUAGGCAUGUGCACUCAACUAUUUAUUUAUUCUUGUGUUUUUUUUUGUCAUCGUGGGAGAACACACCAGUAACAGGUUUGAAGAUUUUAUGAACUGGUGAUGGUUUUUCUUUUGAGAACAGACAAGCUACUCACUCAAAAACCUUUUAAUGCAGUAUAUAAAGGUUUGCAUUAAGAAGUUUUUGAGUGACUAUUUUAUAAAAGUGCAGUUUAGAAAAGAGUAAAUAUUAAUUGAACAAUUGAACUUGUUGUCCUUCAUAAGGUCUAGCUGUGUUUGUUAACGUUACUUUUGAUUUAAAAGAAAUUGUGACAAGCAAAAAGAAUUUAUAUCUGUGAUUUUGAAAAAUAUGUUGUUUUAAUGUAAUGAUGAGCAAUAUGUUAAUACUAGUUUAUGUUUUUGUAGCUGUAGAAAUACAGGAUAGGAAGGAAAGUCACUUAACACCUUUGCUACAGAAUAUAGGAUGUACCCAAAGAAUGUACAGUACAUUGAGCAUAUCAUGUAAUGUGCAUAACUUUGUAACCAUUUAAGGUAGGUCGAUAAUAUCUUUCAGCAAUGAAUUUAGUGUGAAAUUCUGAUCCUAAAUGAUGUGUCACAUGACUCCCUUUCCAUUUAUAAUUGCAUUUAAUAUGGCAACCAUGCAUAUAACAUACAUCAAUCUGUUUCCCCUUUGGUCUAAUGUGUUCUUGACAUGAGCAAAUUAACUUUGGGGACAUUUUAUAUUUUGUAGCAGGGGUGAUAAGUGACUUUCUUUCCCACUCUGUAGAUUCACUAUGUGAGAAGAUUUCAACUUGUCUGGACUCCUGUAUAUCUAAAUAUGAAAGUAUUAUAAUUACCGGUGAUUUUACUACUUGAAUUGGAGACUCAAAUGAUGAUAAAGUUUAUUGUAUGUAUUCUUAUAAAUUUUCACUGACUAAUCUAUUGAGAGUGAAUUCCAGCAAGAUUGUGGGCAAGCAACAUUUAUCAAUGCUGAUGCAGUUACUAAAAGGAGUCUUGUAUUUAGGAAUCUUGUCAAAACAAAGCUAAAGUACAACAGGAAAAAAUUACUGCAGUUUGCUUUAGAUAACGGUUUACUGAUCUUGAAUGUAGAGAAAAAAGUAAAUUUUCUGGGUUAAUUUAUUUUUAUAGCAAAAUUGUGUAAAUCAGUAGUGAAUUAUUGUUUAAUAAUAAUGGAAAAUUUAGUGGAAGAAUUUUUUUUUUCUUUGAUGUUCAAGACAAUACACCAUCUAAUUAUUUUCCCAUUGAGUCUUCAUUUAAGAUGAAGUUAGAUCAAGAAUUCUUAGAUAUUGGCUGACAAAGGUGAAAAGAUUUGUGUAUUGUUGAUUGAGUUCAAUUUUAUAAUCUAAAACAAAUGAUUUAUUUAGUCAUUACAGCAGGAUUUUGAAUUAUAAUGAUUCUUGUAAAAGUUGAUUACAAUACACAAAGUUUAUAAAAUGUACAGAACAAUUACAAAUUUUAAAGGUUAAUGUUUUAAUUAACAAAAAAUUAUAUAAGCCUUGGCUUGAUGAAGAAUGUGAAACUUGAAGGACAGAAUGUUUAAAAAAAUUUAGUUUUUUUAAUUUUUUAUAAGUACGUUGUUCCAAGUACUUUACAUUUUAAAUUGAGACUUAAAUUUUAUAUAAGCUAAAAAUAUUUCAUAAAUUAAAAGAGAUAUAACAAUGUUCUAGAAUAAAUUGAAUAGAUAUCUAUAUACUGUGCUUACUAAUAUGAUCCCUGUUUUCAUGUGAUUUAAUUUUUCUCCUCUAUAUAUAACUAAUAAUUCUGAUAAAUAUCACUUUGAAAUGAGAAUGAAAAGGGAUACAAUGGACAGAAUUAAGAUAUUUUGGAUGUUGAAGUAGUAAGAUAUAUAUACUAAAAAAUGUUAGUACAGUAUAUGCUGUCUGGUGUUGAUGAAAUUUCACUGAUUUUUGUUAAAAAUACUGAAGCUGGCUUCAUUUAAGAAAAUUGUAUGGAAGAAACAAAUUUCGGAAGAUUGGAAUAAUAU